Molecule: messenger RNA, 909 nt
Organism: Lasiodiplodia theobromae
Lineage: Eukaryota; Fungi; Ascomycota; Dothideomycetes; Botryosphaeriales; Botryosphaeriaceae
Exons: 1
Coding region: 1-909 (302 amino acids)
Source: RefSeq, a predicted model, not a curated record
AUGUCGGGGUCAGACGCGGUACAGAGCUACGAAAAUGGGGCAGCGAUGAAUGUCGGGAACGCGGACGACGACCCCUUCGGCCCACCGGCAUUACACUACACCCUGCGCACGCGCAAGAAAAACAUCGCCCGGUUCUGGACGCCACUGCUGCUAGACUGUUGCGUCAUCCCGGUGGCGCUGUACUACUCCCUCCGCUUCUCGACGCGCCUGUCCAACGCCACCAUCUUCGGCAUCACCACCGCCCUGACCGGCGGCACGCUCGUCCUCGAAUUCUUCCUCCGCGGCUACCAUCUCUGGAAGGCAUCCUCGCGCUGCCGGCCCAAAGGCGCGCCGCGCGCCUACUUCGACCACACGCACUGGGUCUUCCUGCUCGCCAUCCUCGUCACCGUCGCCGAGCUCGUCGUCGGCAACGCCUACCCCGACCCCAUCGAGCGCCUGCUCGCCAUGCCCGCGCCCAGCGUGCUCUUCGUCUUCGCCGCCGACGUCCUGCUGCGCGACCUCCUGCACCUGUGCAAGGCCAAGGCUCCUUGCCGCAUCUCCACCUGCCCCGCCGGCACCGCUUUCCGCCCGGGCAUCUACGCCGUCGUUGAGGAUAUCGUCGCCACCGACGGCGGCGGCGGAACAGAGUUUAGGGAGGACUUUAGCUUGAGGUAUCGGAGCAGCUACCGCUUCCGCCAUAUGCUGCGCGCGCUCUCGCUGUUCUGGAGUCUGGGAGGAGUCGUUACCGCGCUGGGCACGUCCGCUCUGGUGUGGACGCUAGACGUCGAUUACGCAUAUGGUGUCGGCUGGGUCGCGCCGUUCGUUUGGGGGUUGAUCUGGACUCUUCUCACACUGUAUUGGGUGCCGGUGUGCUUGAAGCUCGAGUACGCCUCGUGGGCCGAAGUACGUAACGGGCCUGCUAUGCUAUAG